GUGACAACUCUAUAGUAGUAUAUAGCAAGCAGUCAGGCAUGAGCGCCUGUUUAGUCCCUUUGCACCACUUCCAGGUCGUGGCUCACAAUAAAGAUGGAUGGUUCCUGCUGGGAAGCUCAGCUUUGACGGGAAAGAUAUGGGACGGGAGGCUAAGCGUGUUCUCUGACUAUGACGACUACCUCCAGUGCCCCAACCUGGAAAUGAUCAGCUGUGACACUCAGUCUGGAGUCAACGAUGCUCUCUGGCUAUCGGAUGAAGGGUGCCUGGUCGCAGGCACCGACAGUGGCUGUCUGAAGGUCUAUCGAUUGAAACAGAAGACAGUCGACGAUGCAGAGACCCACGUCCAGGCUCACGAUGAUGUCAUUGUGGGCGUGGCACUGCUGGCCGGUGGGAAUGAGACAAUUGUCUCAGUUGGUCUGGACUCAAAGGUUGUCAUAUCCAGUAUAAGGCAAGAGAGAGUUCUCCAUACAUACAGAGGUCACAGUGAUGCUGUGCUAGCAGUGGUUUCUCAUCCAACGUCUGAAUCCAUCUUCAUCACUUCUUCCAGGGACGGAUGUAUUCGUCUGUGGGACACCAGGAAACCUCGGCCAGCCUCCAAUCUUGAAAGUCAUGUCGGCAUGUGUACCUCUCUGGCUUGGUCUUCUUCUAAUAAGGACAAAAUUGCAACUGGUUGUCAAAACGGUAGAGUGUGUAUCACAGACUGGAGGAAAUGGUCUGAGAAUCAAAGCUGCUUGCAAAAGUUCCAACUUCACAAAAGAGACGUAACCAAACUUGCUUUUGCUCCGUGGAAUUGUAAUGUGGUUGCCAGUGCUUCUGAAGACACUUCUGUGAAAGUCUUUUCCGUCACUACUGAAUCCACCAUCUACAGCAGUUCUCAACAUACUGACUAUGUGUACGGAAUAUCGUGGCAUCCUUCCAAACCUUGUCUCCUCUCCUGUGGCUGGGACAGUCAGCUACUUCUUCAUCACGUGACCACUGACAAACCUUCUGCUGGUAUAGUUGCAGCGUUUUAGUGUUCCGUAUAAUAGCAGGAACUAGUAGUUUCAAAGCAAACUGCACCAUAAUAAUAAUUAUAUCUUUGCUGGACAGGGACAUUAAACAAGCAAUCCCAAUAACGUGAUAUUUUUGUUUGCUAUUAUUAAGUUGUAAGCUAAUUUUUCUAUGUUUCUUUCCAGGGACUACUGUGUCUAUGGAAACAAGUGAAAAUUGUGCUGUUUUUAAGGAUCAUGAGCAAUGAACUAUAGCACCUAUGUAACCCUCGGCGCGCAUGCGCAGUGCAGUAGUUGGUGUCCAUGUUUCGACGCUGA
Geodia barretti is the source of this 1307-nucleotide messenger RNA. The record is from the annotation of a GenBank genome assembly. Lineage: Eukaryota; Metazoa; Porifera; Demospongiae; Tetractinellida; Geodiidae.